This is a messenger RNA of Lytechinus pictus (painted urchin), 4675 nucleotides long. RefSeq names its product prostaglandin reductase 2-like. The transcript is spliced from 7 exons. Gene Ontology annotation, molecular function: 15-oxoprostaglandin 13-reductase [NAD(P)+] activity. The coding region runs from base 207 to 1265 and encodes 352 amino acids. Lineage: Eukaryota; Metazoa; Echinodermata; Echinoidea; Temnopleuroida; Toxopneustidae. The record is from RefSeq and is a predicted model, not a curated record. Gene Ontology annotation, biological process: prostaglandin metabolic process.
GAUGGUCCGGAGGAAUUUUACAGAGAGCAUGCAGCGCAGCAUGCAGCAGCGGGCAGUCCAGGGUUGGUGUGGGCGAUCGGGCCGUUUAUGAUAUGUCAAGCCCACUGUCAGCACGAUAAGCAAAGCUAUAAAGUCAGGGGGAUCUAGGAAGAGCGGGACGUGGUCUUCACUUCAGUAACGUUAUUUCUAGCAGUAACUUGGCAGUGAUGUCGGAGUCUAAUAGGAGGGUUAUUCUUCGUUCGCGUCCAGGGGACAGUGGUGUGACGGUAACAGAGAAUUUUGCAACAGAAGAAUGUCCAUACCCAACUGACCUUCCAGAUGGCCAAAUCUUGGUGAAAACUCUAUGCUUGUCAGUGGACCCAUACAUGAGGAGUCGACUGAAUGAGAAGACAAGAGCCGCGUAUCUGCUGCCGUGGAAGGUUGGUCAUACUGUAGAUGGAGGUGGGGUAGCACUGGUUCUGGAGAGCAAGCAUGAUGAUUAUAAACCUGGUGACAUUGUACAAACUUUCUCCCUACCAUGGCAACUGUACAGCCAGGUCAAGGUCGGUCCAUACUUUUCAAAGGUAGAGAAAGCUUUGGUUGGAGACCAUUACUCCUUAGCCGUUGGAACUGUUGGGAUGCCUGGUCUUACUUCCCUGCUUGGAAUCAAACAUAAAGGUCAUUUAGUUCCUGGAACCAAUCAAACUAUGGUCAUCUCAGGGGCUGCUGGAGCAUGUGGAUCCGUAGCUGGGCAGAUAGCAAAGAUCCAGGGAUGUGGACAUGUUAUUGGGAUCUGUGGUACCGAUAAGAAGUGUGAGAUGCUAACUGAGCAGUUGGGUUUUGAUGUAGCUAUUAACUACAAGACUCAGAGUGUGGAAGAGAGUUUGAAGGCUGCCUGCCCUAAAGGGGUAGAUAUCUACUUUGAUAAUGUCGGAGGAAACAUCAGUGAUACAGUUAUAAUGCAGAUGAACAAAGACAGUCAUAUUAUUCUGUGUGGGCAAAUUUCAAUGUACAACAAUUUGCAUCGUGAAUAUCCGCCUCUGUUAGCAGACGAUAUAGCACAGAGACUCAAAGAUUUCAACAUCAAAAGAGAGAGGUUCAUAGUCCUGACAUAUGAACAAGAUUUCCCAGAGGCCUUGGUUCAACUAGCAACAUGGGUCAAAGAAGGAAAAUUAAAGGUAAAAGAGACUGUGACUGAAGGUCUGGAAAACACAGGAGCAGCGUUUGUUUCCAUGAUGUCCGGUGGUAAUGUAGGAAAACAGAUCGUCCAUGUUGCAGACCCAUAAAGAUACAUGUCAGUUUGUUAGUUUACCCAUUUUCGACUGGAACCAGGUUGUUCUUGUAUAAUGAGUGUAGGAAUUACAUAAUUCAGUGGGUUGGUUAACGGAUCUUAAACAGACCUUGGGCAUGGUUCUUCAAGAGUAACAACUACGGUAACUUUGCUUUUAUGGUAACUACCAUCAUAUGGUAACAUGGCUCAUCACCAGCCAAGCACAGUCAAGGGUUCCAUGGUAGUUACCAUAAUGGCAAAGUUACCAUCGAUGUCCUGGGGUCCGUUGCAGAAAGAGUUGCGUUUAAACGCAAGUCAAAAAAUCAAUCGCAAGUCAAAAAUGCGCGCUGUUGAUUGGUUGAAAAUCAAGUUGCGCAUGAUUUUUAGAGUUGCAUUUGAUUGCAACUCUUUCUGCAACGGGCCCCUGAUCAACUUUCUCCUUAAAAGUCAGUCUGUCUUAUUCUAUCAAAUCAAAUAAAUUACAAUUUUGAUGACACUCAACUCUGUGAUCAAAAGCAAUGGAAACCUCUGGAAUAUAGAGUACCAACAUAUUCAGAAUUAAUUUGAUUAUCUUGUAUCAUCAAAUUGGAUAAAAAACAUUCCUUAGCUGGAUUUUGCAAGUUUCGGGCAAGGAGCAGAUAAUGACUUGCCCAUCUUGAUUGUGAUUGACUGCUGAGCCCUAUAACUAUAAAAAUAUAAUCAUAUAUCUUUUUUAAAAUAUAUUUUGGGGGCUAUUCUUGUGAUUCAUUAAUGGAUAUUCUGGGAGUACUUUUCUCUAUUUCCAGGGCUACUUUUCAAUACAAGCUUUUUUGUGUCUACCAGUUUCCAGUGCUCUUUUUUCUUCAAGUUUGAGAGCUACUCAGUCCCAUUGUAUAAACAAUAAUUCACUUGAUUCCGGAAUCUCAGUUAUCUGUAGUAAUGUACAUCAUGAUAAUAAUGUAUGAUCAUUUCUAAUGAGUGUCAUUUUUUAAAGCAAUGUUGCCUAGACUAAAUCACUAUGCUCAUUCUUCUGUUUCCCAAUUUCCUAGUGAUAUGCUGCAUUCAUCAUACCUGAUGCAAAUGUAAUUUGACUAUUUUACAUAUAACUACAUACACAGUUUUUUAAUUUCAUAUGAUCAAAAUUUGUCACUCUGAACAAAUCUCUAGAAGACUCACACUCAAGUCAGCCACAGUCAAAUGUAUACACUUAUACAGAUUAAUGAUUAUUAAACAUCUAGAAAUUAGAUCUAUAGGAUAAGUAGAUAAACAAAUCAGUUUAGAUUUAAACUUAUGUUUACAGUUAAGUUUUACUGCUAACAAAUGCAAGAAUGCCUUAAGAAUUGCAUUGGCCAAAGUUAAUUUAAGUGUAAACUGUCAACCUAGGGCUGAGACUUUAUUUAUUUAACUGAAAUUGGUAGGCCCAGCCAACUUGGCUAAGCCAAGGUUAAACAUGAAAUGAACUUUUAUACACCUUCCUGUGUGAUUGUUUAUGUCCUGCACUUUUAGCAUUCAGCUCGCUUGAAUUUUCUUUGUGUUGGUAGUGUCAGCUAUGGAUGACAGAGUCAUUAGAAACAAUGACCCAAUUGUUUAGUUUACUUUUUGGCAUCGGUUGGCAGCAGGCAAUGCAGUGUAUUACUAACGCCCCAUUUGCAUUUCAUGAAGAGUGAAACCAGUCAAGCCCCCAUGAUCUUACUCUGGACUCUUUGCUGAUUUUUUUUAUUUCUUUUUUUUUUUAAGGGGGGGGGGGGUUGGCCACUACUAGUACUUACUGGAUACACAAAGGAAGCGAUCCUAUUUCAAUAAGUUGCUCACAGAUGCAUUAAUGGAUACAUGACAGAAUCUGUAUCACACAUGUCUUUUGUCUUUCUCAGAUGUCUGCAAUUUUGCGAUCGUUGUGCACUGAUCAUCAUUUCACAGAUAUAUGAUCAUUACGCUACUUCUUUUGUACUUCCAUUUUCUCUUGCGUGAUAUUCCAUGUGGUUGAGUUCAAAUGACAUCUUUCUUCAAUGGCUGGAGAUUGUACAUUCUGUAGUUGCUUGUCUUACAGCCCUCUUAAUCCCUACUCUGUGUGUUGUACACCUCUUUUUAACCCUUGUCCCCCCUUUUCUCAUGAUUUGUUAGUUUAGCUUCUAAAAUGUGGUGUUUCUUAGACAUUCAUGUUUAGCCUCAAGGAAUAUUGCUCCAAUAUACUUUUUUGGGGUGGGCUUUCUCCUCACAUGGGGACUUGCAGCCAGAUUUCCUGAGAGACAAGGAGGAAGGGGGGCGAGAGGAAAUAGGCAUCGCAAAGCAAGCCUUGUCAUGCUGAUGAUUCUCCUUCUCUUGAGACUGCCGGAUUGUACUUCUGUAUUCGCAGUAUUCGUGACAUCGGAAGCACAAUGGCCUUUGUCCAAAGUUUAAAAGGUAUCUCACAAGGCGGUUCAUCUUUGCAAUUUACGUGGAAGGACGAUUCUCGUCUCCAAUAGCCUCUAGGAUUGGCUGGUUCACUUUACAGCAUUUUGCUUCUUCUCUUUAAACAGGAGAACCCAUGAACCAUCAGGGACCCCUUGCAUAAAACUUUUGCCAUAAAAACACUCUGGCAAAUAAACAAAAACUCUGGCAAACUAAAUUAUGCCAUUGAAAAACUCUGGCAAAAAAAUUGCCAGAGUUUUUUAUGGCAAAAGUUUUAUGCAAUGGGGCCCAGGUCUCAUGCCCUCACACUUCAGCACAAUUGUGUUUAAUUUGAAAUUGAUAUUCGACUCAUCUUUACUACAUGUACAUGUACUUGCUAACAUCUCACUGCUUUUCAUUUUGGUGUCAACAUUUCCUUUUACUUCAAAAACAUUAUUCCAAAAGGGUAGCUGUUGCAUCAAGGACAUAGGACAGAGCCAGUUUUCAAAGAGUACAUCUGAAUCAUUAGUCUUUAUUAGGACUUGUCCACAAGAUAUAUGCACCCAUUAGGAACAUCCAGUAUAUAAUAAUGCAUUUUGGUUCUUUUUUACCGCCUUACUGCAAAUAGAACAUGGGUAUUUAACCAUUAUUAAAUAUUAUGUUAAGACUUGCAUGGAAUAUUGAUGUCACUCUACGUAGAUACAUGUAAUGACAAAUAACUUUGAAUGUAGUGCAAUGGAAAAUAUAUGUACAAGAGAGUGCACCAUAAUAGAUGAAUGUCAUUUCAAAUUUGUAAUAAUUGAAACAUAUAACUAUGUAAUCCUUGAGCAAUGAUUCAAUUCAAUUUCAAUUCAAUUUAUUUUCAUUUUUCAACAUAAUACAAAUAAUUACAUGAUAAAUCAAUUCAAUUCAAAUAAAAGCAUGAACAAAAUUCAACAUUGAAUAAAUAAUAUACAUAUUCAAUAAGUGAUUCAAAUAUAAAUUAACAUGUAUGUCAAAUAUAAAUCAAUAUGAUCAAUAUAAUUAAAUUUAAUUAAAUCAAUAUAAUCAUAUAUCAUGAGAAGAAUGGAGGGGUCCACU